Molecule: messenger RNA, 4078 nt
Organism: Suncus etruscus (white-toothed pygmy shrew)
Lineage: Eukaryota; Metazoa; Chordata; Mammalia; Eulipotyphla; Soricidae
Gene: PFAS
Product: phosphoribosylformylglycinamidine synthase
Exons: 28
Coding region: 29-4036 (1335 amino acids)
Biological process (GO): 'de novo' IMP biosynthetic process
Molecular function (GO): phosphoribosylformylglycinamidine synthase activity
Source: RefSeq, a predicted model, not a curated record
AGUUGCUUGCACGAUUCCAUCUUCGGAGAUGCCCAAAGUCCUUCACUUCUACGUUCGUCCCUCUGGCCAUGAGGGGGCAGCUUCGGGACACAUUCGAAGGAGACUGCAAGGGAAGCUGCCGGAGCUGCAAGGUGUCAAGACCGAGCUCUGCUACAAUGUGAACUGGACAGCCGAGUCUCUCCCAAGCGAGGAGGAGCUGAAGAAACUGACCUGGCUGUUCGGCUGCCCCUUGUUAUUGGAUGAUGUUGCUCAGGAGUCGUGGCUCCUUCCUGCCUCCAAUGACCUUCUGCUGGAGGUGGGACCCAGGCUUAACUUUUCCACCCCGACGUCCACCAAUAUUGUGUCUGUGUGCUGGUCUGCUGGGCUACGGUCUGUGGAUCGUGUGGAAAUAUCUCGGCGCUACCUCCUCUCGUUUGCCCAGCCUUUCUCAGCUGAGUUGGAGGCCAUCGCUCUGGCCACUCUACAUGAUCGGAUGACAGAACAGCACUUCCCGCAGCCCAUCCAGAGCUUCUGCCUUGGAAACAUUCCUGCUCCCCUCAAUGGCCCUGUCAAUAUUCUCUCUGAGGGCCGGCCAGCCCUGGAGAGAGCCAACGAGCAGUUCGGUCUGGCCCUGGAUUCCUGGGACCUGGAUUUCUACACCAAGCGUUUCCAGGAGCUUCAGAAGAACCCGACUGUUGUGGAGGCCUUCGACUUGGCUCAGUCCAAUAGUGAGCACAGCCGUCACUGGUUCUUUAAGGGCAGGCUCCACGUGGACGGGCAGGAGCUGACCCACUCCCUGUUUGAGUCCAUCAUGAGUACCCAAGCAUCCUCCAAUCCCAACAACGUCCUCAAGUUCUGUGAUAACAGCAGUGCAAUCCAGGGGAAGAAAGUCCAGUUCUUGCGCCCCAAGGACCCCACACAGCCAAGCUGCUUCCUAUCACACCAGGGGCUGAGACAUGUUGUCUUCACAGCGGAGACCCACAACUUCCCCACAGGAGUCGCCCCCUUCAGCGGUGCCACCACAGGCACGGGAGGCCGGAUCCGAGAUGUCCAGUGCACUGGCCGAGGCGCCCAUGUGGUGGCUGGCACUGCUGGCUACUGCUUUGGAAAUCUCAACAUCCCAGGUUACAGUCUGCCCUGGGAGGAUUCCAGCUUCCAGUAUCCUGAAAACUUUGCCCGGCCCCUGGAGGUAGCCAUUGAGGCCAGUAAUGGGGCUUCGGACUACGGCAACAAGUUUGGGGAACCCGUGCUAACAGGUUUCUCCCGCUCCUUCGGCCUCCAGCUCCCAGAUGGCCAGCGGCGUGAGUGGAUCAAGCCCAUCAUGUUCAGUGGGGGCAUUGGGUCCAUGGAAGCUGAGCAUGUGAGCAAGGAGCUCCCGGAAUCAGGCAUGGACGUCGUGAAGGUUGGGGGUCCGGUGUACAGAAUUGGAGUUGGUGGUGGCGCUGCUUCCUCUGUGCAGGUCCAGGGGGACAAUGCCAGUGACCUAGACUUUGGGGCUGUGCAGCGGGGAGACCCAGAGAUGGAGCAGAAGAUGAACCGCGUGAUCCGGGCUUGCGUGGAGGCCCCUGGAGGAAACCCCAUCUGCAGCCUCCAUGACCAGGGUGCCGGAGGCAACGGCAAUGUCCUGAAGGAGUUGAGUGAUCCCGCUGGAGCUGUCAUCUAUACCAGCCGCUUCCAGCUGGGAGACCCAACCCUGAAUACGUUGGAAAUAUGGGGUGCUGAAUACCAGGAGUCAAAUGCCCUCCUGCUGAGGCCCCCUCACCGGGACUUCAUGAAUCGCGUCAGCGCCCGGGAACGCUGCCCAGCUUGCUUCGUGGGCACCAUCACUGGAGACAAGAGAAUAGUACUGGUGGAUGACCGAGAGUGUCCCGUGGAAAGAAAUGGCAGCGGUGAUGCCCGCAUGGCAUCUCUUCCCACCCCCGUAGACCUGGAGCUGGAGUGGGUUCUGGGCAAGAUGCCACGGAAGGAAUUCUUCCUCCAGAGAAAUCCUCCCUCGCUGCAGCCUCUGGUCUUGCCCCCGGGGCUGACAGUACGCCAGGCUCUGGACAGGGUUCUGAGGCUGCCUGCCGUGGCCAGCAAGCGCUUCCUCACCAACAAGGUGGACCGCUCUGUCGGUGGCCUGGUGGCACAGCAGCAAUGCGUUGGGCCCCUGCAUACUCCUCUGGCAGACGUGGCGGUGGUGGCCCUGAGUCACCAAGACACAGUUGGGGCUGCCACGGCUCUGGGAGAGCAACCAGUCAAGAGCCUGCUGGACCCCAAGGUCGCCGCUCGACUGGCCGUGACAGAAGCCCUCACCAACCUGGUGUUUGCUCUGGUCACUGACCUUCGAGAUGUGAAGUGUAGCGGCAACUGGAUGUGGGCUGCCAAGCUCCCCGGGGAAGGCGCAGCCCUGGCCGAUGCCUGCGAGGCGAUGGUGGCUUUGAUGGCAGCCCUGGGUGUAGCCGUGGAUGGCGGCAAGGACUCCCUCAGCAUGGCCGCCCGAGUGGGCUCUGAGACUGUUCGAGCUCCUGGGUCCUUGGUCAUCUCAGCCUAUGCUGUUUGUCCGGACAUUACUGCCACUGUGACCCCCGACCUCAAGCAUCCCGGAGGGAAAGGCCAUCUGGUCUGUGUACCCCUGAGCCCCGGGCAGCACCGCCUGGGAGGCACGGCUUUGGCCCAGUGUUUCUCCCAGCUGGGCGAUCAGCCGCCCAACCUGGACCUCCCUGAGAACUUGGUACAAGCCUUCAACAUCACCCAGGGAUUAUUGCGAGACCGUCUCCUCUGCUCGGGCCAUGAUAUCAGUGACGGGGGUCUCAUCACUUGUCUGCUAGAGAUGGCCUUUGCCGGGAAUUGUGGGAUAGUGGUAGACAUGCCUGCCCAUGGAGUCGAUGCACUGGCCGUGCUGUUUGCUGAGGAGCCUGGCCUCGUGUUUGAGGUUCAGUACCCCAACCUGGCCCAAGUACUGAAACGUUUCCGGGAUGCUGGCCUCCACUGUCUGGAGCUGGGCCGCACAAGUGACGCUGGGCCCCAAGCCAUGGUCCAGGUGUCUGUGAAUGGACGUCAAGUUCUGAAGGAGCCUCUUGGCCUGCUGCGAGCCCUCUGGGAGGAGACGAGUUUCCAGCUAGAUCGCCUACAGGCUGACCCCCACUGUGUGGCGGAGGAAGAACGGGGACUGAGGGAGCGCCUGGGGCCCAACUACUCUCUGCCCCCCACAUUUCCCAAAGCUUCUGUGCCCCAUGAACCUGGUGGUCCAGCCCCCCGAGUUGCCAUCUUGCGCGAGGAAGGCAGUAAUGGAGACAGGGAGAUGGCUGACGCUUUCCACCUGGCAGGGUUUGAGGUGUGGGACGUGACCAUGCAGGACCUUUGCUCGGGGACAAUUGGCCUGGACACCUUCCGAGGUGUCGCCUUUGUGGGAGGCUUCAGCUACGCCGAUGUGCUGGGCUCUGCCAAAGGAUGGGCAGCGGCCGUGACCUUUCAUCCUGUAGCCGGGGCUGAGUUGAGGCGCUUCAGGGACCGGCCAGACACCUUCAGCUUGGGCGUGUGCAACGGCUGCCAGCUGCUGGCUUUGCUGGGCUGGGUGGGAGGAGACCCCAAUGGGGAGGCAGAGAAGGUGGCCCAGCCAGCCCGGCCUGGCCUCCUCCUGCGCCACAACCUGUCCGGACGGUUCGAGUCCCGCUGGGCCAGCGUGCGAGUGGGAUCCGGCCCUGCCCUGAUGCUGCGAGGAAUGGAAGGCGCCGUUCUGCCAGUGUGGAGUGCACAUGGGGAAGGCUACAUGGCAUUUUCCUCCCCAGAACUCCGAGCCCAAAUGGAGGCCAAGGGCUUAACACCUCUGCACUGGGCGGACGAUGAUGGGAACCCCACAGAACAGUACCCCUUGAAUCCCAACGGCUCCCCAGGUGGCGUGGCUGGCGUCUGCUCCCCGGAUGGCCGCCACCUGGCGCUCAUGCCUCACCCGGAAAGGGCUGUGAGGCCUUGGCAGUGGGCAUGGCGGCCUCCUCCGUUUGACACUCUGACCACCUCCCCCUGGCUCCAGCUCUUCAUCAAUGCCCGAAAAUGGACCCAGGAAGGAGGCUGCUGAGAUGUCCAGGGAGGCCACCGAGACCUCCUGGUUUGUGACUGG